UCAAGUCAGUGACGCCAUUGAAAAGGUGCUCUGCCUGUGCUGUGCUCUCUUACGAACCUAUAUUGGUUGGGAUUUGCACUGCACAAAGAAGGGUAAAAAAAUAAAAAAUCUUGAGGAAAAAAUAAAGACAGUCUGAAAUUCCUGAACAACUCCACCAUGGUAGGAGUUAGUUUUAUCUUUGUUGGCCUAUCCUUUCCUUCAAAAACACCAACCCUUUAAACUCUCCAACCAACAGCUCCAAAAAUUAAGAGUAAAAUCAAUAGAAAAACCUGAGAAAGAAAAGAAAACAAACAUCAACACCAACAUCUCAUACACUUGUGUGUCAUAGGGUGGUCUCCUUUGGUGAGAAUUGAGAAGACACUCAAUUCAUCACCUUUUCCCUCUCUCCUUUUCCAAAGAAAAAGAAAAAAAGAAGAUCAAUUCCAAUGGAGGUUUCAUGCAAAAUUUUGAGAAGAUCAAUCCACAGUUUUCUUCAAAACUACCAUUAUUUUACCUCAACUGCAGCUUUUCUAGCCCUUCCUUUCUCCGCAUCAAUACUCCUAUCAGAAGCUUUUGUGCCAGCCUCUUCAUCCCUCUUGCCUCAGAUACACAGUCACCUAAGGACUCUCUUUGAUGCCGCAGGCUUUCCUUCCACAUCACAAUUGUUUACCAUUCUCAACCUUAAGGUUUCUCAAACAAUCACUUCCUCAAUCUUCACCCUUCCCUUUACUCUCACAUUUCUCCUCAUUGCAAAAGCAUCCAUAAUUCAAGCUCUAAAUCACCACAAACCAACUUUGCCAACUUCCUUCACUUCCAUGGUGUUCCAUUACAAGCCUCUUCUACUUACCUACAUCUACAACUCUUUCUUCAUUCUCUCAGCAAAUGCAUCUUGCUUUUGCCUCCUCUUUUUGGCCUUCACCUUUGCUGAAGGGCUGGGAUACACUUCACCAAGUUCCACACUUUUUAUGUCAGCUGCAGCUGCAGUUCUCUUUUCUGUUAUCCUUGCCAAUGCACUUGUGAUUUGCAACAUGGCACUGACACUAUCUGGCAUGGAGGGACAUGGAGGGUACAUGGCAAUUCUGAAGGCCUGUGUUAUGCUAAGGGGAAAGACAUCAAUGGCUUUGUUCCUGGCACUUCCUGCCAAUGUAGGACUUGCUGCCAUUGAGGCCUUGUUCCAGUUCAGGGUUGUAAGAGCCUUUCGCAAUGGUGAAAUGUCAUCAAGGCCUUUUAUGGCUUUAGAGGCCAUUUUCAUUGCCUAUUUGUUCUCAGUUUUCAUCACCAUUGACACAAUUGUGAGCUGCAUGUUUUACAAAAGCUGCAAGGUGGGAUUGAGGGGUGAUCAGGAAGACAAACAUUUUUUGAGGAUUGAAUUCCCUGAGGAGGAGGGCAAUUGUGGUUACAUGGUAUUGAAGAAUUUUGAAGAACUACCUUAAGUAACAUAAGGUAGAAUAUUGUUGUUUUCAAUUUGGUUAUGGCUUUUCUUCUUAUGUUUCCCAAAAGGGAAGGAGCUACAAGUUAUUCAAACUAUAUACUAUGAAUUUGAAAAAUUCAUUCAUGUUACUCGAACCAAAUCGAGCAACUUCUGAAGGCAUAAAGGUUUCAACAGAGGGACCUCAGCUCAACUAUAUGCAGAAACAAGAAGCUAAAGAUUGAUCUACCAUUAUAUUUUAAUGUCUUUCUUUUAUGUUGUUCAAAUGUCUUCUUUUUAUUCCAUCUCUCUACCUUGUAUAUUUAUUAAUCUUUUACUUGUGAAUAAUACAAAAGCUCCUGUUUAUUUCCUUGCGUUUUGUAACAUUUUAGAUAGAUGAAUACUCUCAUCUUAAUGUUA
Molecule: messenger RNA, 1807 nt
Organism: Glycine soja
Lineage: Eukaryota; Viridiplantae; Streptophyta; Magnoliopsida; Fabales; Fabaceae
Exons: 1
Coding region: 426-1412 (328 amino acids)
Source: RefSeq, a predicted model, not a curated record